Messenger RNA from Gryllus bimaculatus (two-spotted cricket), 1307 nucleotides. NCBI's taxonomy places the organism in Eukaryota, Metazoa, Arthropoda, Insecta, Orthoptera, Gryllidae. The record is from the annotation of a GenBank genome assembly.
CCUCCUCCAUCACUACCUCCCUUGCGACCAUCAGCACUUCUAGUACAAUCAUCACCCCCAGCCCCACCACCUCCACCAUCACUUCCUUUACCACCUCUUUCUACUCCUUCUCCUCCUCCACUACCGCAAUCCCCAUCACUGCCGCCGUCGUCACUGCCACCGCCACCACCACCGUUACCUUCACCACCACCACCUCCUCCUCCAUCUCCUUCGCUGACACCGUCCCCGCCGCCGCCGCCGCCGCUAUCGCCACCGCCGCCUCCACCAGCGCCCCUCCGCUCCGCCUGGGCCGCGGAGUGCUCUCAGUGCUCUCAGCAGCCCGCGCGCGAGCGGACGCAGCUGCAGCGAUGGCGCCCGUCGAGCGCUCGUGGCUCCGCGCGUGGGCGUGUGUGGUGGCGUGGGCGGGGGCGGCCGCGGCCGCCGGGCUGUGCUCGGACGGCGCCGCCUUCCACUCGCUCGUGGCCGGCUUGAACGCGUCGGGCCACUGGAGCGCCGCGCUCGACCUGCAGAAGGACGCGCGCCUGCAGCAGCCGCGCGCCGACGCCCUGCGCCUCGACGUGCGCCCCGCGGCCUCCCUCUGCGGCGACGUGCGCACCGUCGCCAUGACGGUCGAGCUGCGAGGGUCGUCGCCCGUGAUCCACAUCGCGAGCACUCCCCCGCCCGACGCGUCGUCGGGCGCGCGCGCGGCGGCGCCUCCGGCCGAACUCGGGUACGCGCGCGCGCCGCCGUCGCCGGGCUUCUACAAGGUGCAGGCGCGGCGCGUCAACUGGCGCGAGGCGCAGGCGGCGUGCGAGGCCGAGGGCGCGCACCUGCUGGUGGUGGAGACGCCGCAGGAGGCGCAGGCCGUCGCCUUCCUGCUGCGCCAGCACGCGCCGCCCCACGCGCUCUCCCGGACGCUGCACGCCGGCUUCUUCGCCACCGACGCCGUCUACUUCUCCGUCUACGGCGAGCCCUUGAGCGACCUGCAGUACCAGCGCUGGGCGGCCGGCGAGCCGCGGCACGUGGACAUCUGCGGCGCCGUGGACCACGCGGGCCAGCUGCACGACGCCUUCUGCAGCUGGAACGUGCGCCGCAGCUUCGUGUGCGAGUACGGCGGGCCGCCGGCGGGGGCUGCGCGCGGGGCGAGACGCGCCGUCCGCCACCCGCACCCCACCGCCACGCCCACCUCCGCCGCCCACGCCCCCGCCCCCGCCCCCACAGACAGCGCGCCCUUCACGCGCGUCGCCGGCGCGGGCUCCUUUCAGGUACGCGGCACACGAGGGCGCUUCUCGCAGGGCGGACCCGCACAGGUGGCUCAGAGCAUCUAA